AUCUUUACCCCUCUUCGCAUCUUUGGCUCAUACGGUAACAAGUUGCCCAGCUGAUCGGCAUGACAAAAUGGUUGGUUUGCUUCGGAUGGGAGUUGGAUUAAAGUGUCAUCGAAAAUCCAACUCGGAUAAAUGGAUGGGGCAGGACCACAAGAAAGGGCCGCGGUGAGAUGUAUUGCGCCAGAUAUGAUCAAAUCCGAGCUGUCUGACUGUUUGGCAAAGAUUGGACAAUCGGGUCAUAUCAGGCACAGCUGUAAUAGUACUCUAAUGGAGCAGGGCCGAAGUUACCAAAGCAGUGACAACGAUCCAGGUGACAGAACCAACGAAAGACUGGCCGCCACCAGCGAUGGCAUCAUUAUUCCAUCCAACGGUAACGAAAACAAGCAAUCAAAGAACACAAAUUGCUCUUUGGACAAGCAUAACACCAAUGGCCUUGACAGCAAAACAAGCAAGAUCAAACAGAUUGUUGAAGAUGCCAUCAGUCCUGACUCCAAACAAGCUGUGAUGAGAAUUCUGGACCAAGUUAACGAGCUUUCAACAGCUGAGAAGCUGCUACUGUACCUUAAGUUACCAACCGGGAAGAGUGGUAAAGUAGAUCCCCUACGGCAACCAUUGAAUCCACUUGGGAGUCGGUUCGAGAUACAUCAGACGAUCACGUGGAUCAGGACGCACCUGGAGGAGGACCCCGAUGUCUCACUUCCAAAGCAGGAUGUCUAUAAUGAAUAUAUUGCAUACUGUAACAGCAAUGCAAUGAAGCCCCUGUCCACGGCUGACUUCGGAAAGGUGAUGAAACAAGUGUUCCCUUGUGUCAGGCCUCGCCGGCUUGGUACGAGGGGCAACUCUCGUUACUGUUAUGCUGGGAUGCGCAAGAGAAUAAAGCUGGAGGUACCACUGCUACCAGACCUUGGUGAGGAGACUAAGCGGAACAGUAGUUCUCAUUCCGAGGACGAACUGGUGUCAGCAGCGUCCUGUCUAAUCUGUGAGUGGGCACAGAAACUGCUGGGUGUGACAUUCAAGAGUCUGCGUGACCUGGCCUGCCACUUGGUGGAGAAUCUGUGUGUAGACUCUCGCUCCAUUGCUGCUUUCACCAUCCUGUCUGCAAGUUCUGGAAGCAAGGCAGUACCAAGCUUUACCCCAUCUAAAUUAUGUGGAGGGAAAGUGGGUGUGUCUUCCUCACCGGGCCUACGAGUAGUACCAUCAAGUGGUACAGCAAAUAAGCACCGUGAAACACAAUUGCAGCUCCAGCGCAAGCUUCAAGAGCGUGAGGUCAUUCGGGAGCAGAAACGCAAGCUGCAGGAGCAGACAGCGGCUUUGACCAAGAGGAAUCAUCUGCCGUCAGUUUCAGAGAAAGGAAAGGGUAAGCGGGCAAAGCUGAGCCUGAAGGAGACAACUCAUGGUAGUACAAAUAUAGCAACUCAGGGAGACUGCUCAGAAGAUGGGCAAAUCUGUGAUAAAGGUUACAGCAGGACUGGGCGUGGCAGAGGCAGACGAAACUGCAGGACACAGCAAGGUGGGGGGAAGUUGAUGGCAGGGAUAGUAAAUGGAACUACUGUGCAAGAAAAUGGCACUGGCAGGGAGAAUGCAGCAUGCAACAAAACUGCUGUGAAACCUUCAUCCUGUCUCAGUGCCAUAGGAGGUACUUCGGAAGUAGAGGUUCAGUCAGUCAUAGGCUCUCAGAGAACUGAAUCUUCAAGCUUGAAGCGGCCCCACUCUGAAAAUUGUGCAGAUGAAGUUGCAACUUCCACCUCAUGUUCUCUCAAUACCACAAGUACAAACAAACCACACACCUCAUUCUCACCAGUGCAGGAACCGAACCACAAUGUUUCCAAGAGACCAUCUACCCUGUUAGUGAAUGAGGGAGUGAAGCAAGUAGCGAAUCCAGUUGCCAAAGUAGAGAACAGCCCAGUCAACAAGCUACCAAUACCACGACUCAGCAAUCCCAACAAGCCAGCCACUAAACAGCUGGCAAAUGUGAUCAUCUUCCCUCCAAUUCUACAGCAGAAAUCGCCGAAGAAGAAGUACAAACCUAUCCAGCCGAAACCUAAAGAUGUAGGAGAUAAGAAGAAGGAUGGAAAGGAUGGAAAAGAAGGUAGUGCAAAGUGGACAGAAAUGACUAGUGCAAGUGCCGCACUGCUGGCUGGCAGUUCAAAGAAGGAGUUGAAUUCUGUUAGCAUUGGGUGUCUAGAGAAAGAUGCUUUGGAUGACUACCUGCAUGGUGGGAACAACUCACAGGAACAGGAGGAGGAACUGAUGAGAUACUUUCAGCACCAGAAUAGUUCAUCCAGUAACGAGGAACCAGAGGAUGGAACACACCAAGAGGCUUCAGUGACACACCCUGCUAUAACAGAGAACAGCAAAUCAGAUAAACUGUCCCAGCUUCGGCUUCUGUUAGAAAGGAAUCUUAACCAGGCCCCAUGUGUGAACAGAAGUGGGCCAUUCGGGGCUACUGGCGAAAGAAGUGCUGCACUAAGUUUGACUGAAACCGCAUCCUCCUCUCUCUCAGUUGAAGAUGUUACAGAGACAAGUCCUGGAAAUGGAGAUGUGUUCUUGCCAAGUUCAGUUGGAAGUCACACAGCUGCUGCUGGACCUGCUUCAGUUAGUCUGUCCCUUUUGUCACAGAGAUGUCAGAAUCGUGUUGCAGAAAAACCAUCACUUCUACUUCCAUCAUUGCUUUCUAGUGGUGGUACCCACACAAGCCUCAGUUCCCGUCGUCGAGUAAGUUUUGAGACAUCAGUGAUGGAGCACUAUCAGGAUGGAGUGAACCAUGCCACAGCAUCUGUCCCACCGAGUCCAAACACUAGGCGACGUAUCUUCAGCUUCACACCUAUAUCUCCAGGCCCUCAUUCACCUUUGGGUCCACAACGAGCAUCCUCAAAGCCAUCCAGUGCCAAUGCAAGCCCAUUUGUAUCUCCUCGUAACACCCCUGUGCCUCGAUCAAGGCAUAACUCUGGGCAGACAACCCUGAACCAAAGUGUUUCAUACCUUGCAACACAUCAGAUGCAGAAUGGUGGGAAUGUCUCAACACUUGGUCGAGGCAGGCAUUCUACUAUGGCAGCCAAAGUGGUGCGCUCCAACUCAGUGAACAGCCAUUCAAGUGGUUUGCCACAGUACCAGGCUCUGCGCCCCCGGGCCAUGUCAAUUGCCACUCCAAUGCUUCAAGCUUUGGGACAUAACUCGGUGGUGGGACAGACAAAUGAACAUUCUGAUGCUGAGUCCAGUAACAUGUUUGCAGUGCCUGGUGAGCUCCACUUGCCUGCCCUCCAGCCAACUAAUCAUCAGGCACUAAAUACUUCAGCACCUCCCAUGUCUCCACUUUCAAUAUCAGCGCCGCAGUCUCCGAUGAUUCUGUUCCAAAAGAGUGUCAGUUCUGCCAGCAGUCUGAUAACAGGUCCACCAACCAACCAUAAUCAUUUCUCUUCUCAGAACCUUGUGCAGGAAGUGCUGCAAAAUGCAAAGAAACAUAAUUAUACACGUGAAACCAUUGCGACCACUGAGCACAAGUUAGAGACACAAACUGCAUCGCUUUUGGAUGCCAUGGAUAUGGCUAAUCAAUCUGCCAGCCUGCCCAUGAGUGUGGAUCCUCUAGCACAGGAAGUAAGCCAAUUCUUUCCAGAUGAUCAAAAUGUAACAUCAGUAUUGACAAGUGCAAUUGGCUUCCAGCCAUCAUCGCAUCGUUCGCAGUCAGUGCCGCUCCAUCGAAUGGCAUCAGCCAGCCAGCAGCAGGAGUCACCCCUGUAUAUAAACCACAAUACCACUGCCUUUAAUUUUAAUCACUUCACAUCAUCAGCAACAAGUUCUGUUGCUCCAACUCCAGUGCCGAGUGAGUUCACUGAUUUUGUUUCUGCAGGCGACAGCUCCACUGUUCCUUCUACUGACUUGCUCAUUGUGAAUGGGGAUGAUGCAGCAGAUACGGAAACAGCUGAACUGAACUCAGAGAAUCUGAAUCGCAUAUUUAACCUGCUGGAUGAUGUUCAGCAGGAAGAGCAGCAGAAGGAACAACAGCUGAUGCUCACACUGGAUGUGGAUGCUGCUCAGCAGCACAACCAGAAGUUUCUCUUCCAACCCUCUCGCUCCUACCCAAACACACCCCUUCCUUACCAGUCCACCAGUAACACUCGAGACCCAGUGGUUGGGUCAUUUGCAACCUCCCUGCCUUCUGCAAGCGGUGUUACAUUGACUUCUCGGUCGUACCCAUCUACACCACUCAUUAGUCGUCCCAUGUUUGGAGCCUCUGAAGAUGAUGGACCUUUCCAGCAAGGGCUUGGAGAUCUAAGCAGUGGUGAGUCAGUGAGUCAGCUGACUCUGAAUGCACUCAACGUCCGUAACGCAGUGCCGACCUUUGCUGCCAGGCGGAACAUCAACCUAUUACUUGAGCAGCCAUCUUUCUCAGUUGAGGAUGAACUGCCUCUGGACACACUGGACGCUCUGCAGGAGUGUGACACGCUCACACAGUUUGUUCAGGAGAUAUGGUACACACCCACUGGGGUCAGUUCCUGCACUUCAGACUUCGGUAGUCUGUGUUUGAUGUUCUUCAUGCCACAUAGACUGGAUGUAUGAGCCUGGUGCACAGUGGAAACGUUCCCUAAUGUGGUUUGGGUUGUGUGUACUUUCAGACCUCUAAAAAUAGCCCUAUAACCUGUGCCCAAUGACUAUUACAGUGGAGCCAUGAUUGAAUGUGUGUGGCCACAGCAACCUCCAACUUGGGUCAAACACAUAAUUGUUUGAUCUUCAUUUCAAGUGAAAUUUCAGAAUUUCAGCAUCAGCAUUAAUGUAUCACUUAUACACAUUCAUUUUCGUCUUAGAUGCAAUUUUAUUUACAAUUACUCCUUUACUUAAAAAUACAAUUAAAAGUUAAAAAUUAAUAUUAAAAUUUUCUACACGUUUUGGCCAUACUCAGCCAUCCUCCGGCAACUGUCAGACUUGUCAAAAUUGAUACAUUUUAUUUUUCAAUGUAAUUAAGAUGAAUUAUUUCUUAAGUUAAAAUAUUUCUAUGUUA
Messenger RNA from Cryptotermes secundus, 4993 nucleotides. RefSeq lists its product as uncharacterized. NCBI's taxonomy places the organism in Eukaryota, Metazoa, Arthropoda, Insecta, Blattodea, Kalotermitidae. Gene Ontology annotation, molecular function: DNA-binding transcription factor activity, RNA polymerase II-specific; RNA polymerase II cis-regulatory region sequence-specific DNA binding. The record is from RefSeq and is a predicted model, not a curated record. The coding region runs from base 130 to 4554 and encodes 1474 amino acids. Gene Ontology annotation, biological process: regulation of transcription by RNA polymerase II. The transcript is spliced from 8 exons.